Molecule: messenger RNA, 2734 nt
Organism: Pseudophryne corroboree (corroboree frog)
Lineage: Eukaryota; Metazoa; Chordata; Amphibia; Anura; Myobatrachidae
Gene: NUP93
Product: nucleoporin 93
Exons: 22
Coding region: 184-2646 (820 amino acids)
Biological process (GO): protein import into nucleus; poly(A)+ mRNA export from nucleus
Cellular component (GO): nuclear pore
Molecular function (GO): structural constituent of nuclear pore
Source: RefSeq, a predicted model, not a curated record
AUAUCCCAGCCUUCGGCAGGUGGACGUGUGGGGGGCGCGGAGAGGAUAUGUUAUUAUUGCGGCAGCGUUUUCCUGCAUGAGCUGCAUGUGUGCCUGGCACUGUGUCAUGUAUGAUGUGACACUGCUAAAUCCAUGGUGCAUCUCCCAGGGUAGAGCUGCUCGUCUUAGAGCUGUCCCCUCACAAUGGACGGCGAGGGCUUUGGAGAGCUGCUGCAACAAGCAGAACAGUUAGCUGCAGAGACUGAGGGAGUGACAGAACUGCCUCAUGUGGAACGGAAUCUUCAGGAGAUCCAGCAGGCGGCAGAGAGGCUCCGCUCCCGGACUAUGACACGUACCUCUCAGGAGUCCGCAAAUGUUAAAGCGUCUGUUUUAUUGGGCACCAGAGGUUUGGACAUAUCUCACAUAUCCCAGAGGCUAGAGAGCCUCAGUGCAGCUACAACAUUUGAGCCUCUUGAGCCAGUGAAGGACACUGAUAUCCAGGGCUUCCUGAAGAAUGAGAAGGACAAUGCAUUGCUGUCAGCUAUUGAGGAAUCCAGGAGGAGGACUUUUGCUAUGGCAGAGGAGUACCACAGGGAGUCCAUGUUCGUGGAGUGGGAACAAGUUAAGCAGAGGAUCCUCCACACGCUGCUUGCUUCAGGGGAGGAUGAUUUGGGCUUCUCACAGGAGACUGAGACAAGUUACAUCAGUGAGCUUGGAGCUCCCGGUCGCAGUUCUCUUGAUAAUGUUGAAAUGGCGUAUGCACGGCAGAUUUAUGUGUACAAUGAGAAGGUGGUGAGCGGACAUCUGCAACCCAGCCUUGUAGAUCUGUGUGUUACAGUAGCUGAGAGAUUGGAUGACAAGAAUGUAUCUGAUGUUUGGGCAAUGGUGAAACAGAUGACAGAUGUUCUGCUAGUUCCAGCUCCUGAUGCAUUGAAAAGUCGUUGCUCAGUCCAGAUGCAAAUGGCCUUUGUGAGACAGGCGCUAAACUUCCUUGAAGAAAGUUAUAAGAACUACACUAUGAUGAGUGUGUUUGCCAACCUGCAACAGGCUCAGCUGGGUGGUGUUCCUGGGACCUACAAUCUUGUGCGUAGCUUCCUUAAUAUCAGACUGCCUGCACCUAUUCCUGGAUUACAGGAUGGUGAACUGGAAGGAUACCCGGUUUGGGCACUGAUCUAUUAUUGCUUACGCUGUGGGGAUAUUAUGGCAGCACAGCAGGUGGUGAACAGGGUGCAGCAUCAGCUGGGAGAGUUCAAGAACUGGUUCCAGGAAUAUGUUCACAGCAAUGAUCGGAGAUUAUGCCCAGCAACAGAAAACAAGCUUCGCUUACAUUACAGAAGAGCUGUGAGGUCGAGCACUGACCCCUAUAAGAGAGCAGUGUACUGUAUAAUUGGUCGCUGUGAUGUGGGAGACAAUCAUAGUGAGCUGGCAGAUAAAACAGAGGACUACCUGUGGCUAAAGUUGAGUCAAAUUUCCUUUGAAGAUGACACUAGCAGUUCCCCACAAGACAGACUGACGCUACCGCAGUUCCAGAAGCAGCUACUGGAGGACUACGGCGAGUCUCACUUUGGAGUUAACCAGCAUUCUUUCCUGUACUUCCAAGUCCUCUUCCUGACUGCGCAGUUUGAGGCAGCCAUUGCCUACUUGUUUCGCAUGGAGCGCACACGGUGUCAUGCUGUACAUGUGGCACUUGCUCUCUUUGAAUUAAAACUUCUUUUAAAGUCUUCAGGACAAAGUGCACAGCUGUUGGCUCAGGAGGCUGGAGACCCUGUUGGUAUCAGACGUCUGAACUUUGUGCGUCUCCUUAUGCUGUACACACGGAAGUUUGAAUCAACAGACCCACGAGAAGCCUUACAGUAUUUUUACUUUCUCAGAAACGAAAGAGACAGUCGGGAAAAGAACAUGUUCCUGCGUUGUGUCAGUGAACUGGUGAUUGAAAGCCGAGAGUUUGACAUGUUGUUGGGGAAGCUGGAGAAGGAUGGCACAAGAAAGCCUGGAGCUAUCGAUAAGUUUACAAGGGACACAAAGCCAAUUAUUGGUGAAGUGGCAGCUGUCGCAGAACAGAAGGGACUGUUUGAAGAGGCCGCAAAACUCUAUGACUUGGCAAAGAACCCAGACAAAGUUUUGGAGUUGACCAAUAAGCUGCUGAGUCCUGUAGUUUCUCAAAUCAGCACUCCACAGUCUAACAAGGAACGACUCAAAAACAUGGCUCUGUCCAUUGCUGAAAGGUAUAGAUCCCAGGGUAUAACGGCUGAAAAAUCCAUAAACUCCACAUUUUAUCUGCUGCUGGAUUUGAUGACCUUUUUUGAUAACUAUCAUGCUGGUCAUAUUGAUCUUGCAUUUGAUGUUAUAGAGAGGCUGAAGAUCGUUCCACUGAGUCAGGACAGUGUGGAGGAGAGAGUUGCUGCUUUUAGAAAUUUCAGCGAUGAGAUUAGACAUAAUUUGUCUGAAGUUCUCCUUGCUACGAUGAACAUAUUGUUCACUCAGUACAAGAGGUUAAAGAGCAGUGGACCCUCCACUCUCGGGAGACAGCAACGCGUUGUAGAUGACAAAGACUCGGUCUUGCGCAGUCAAGCACGUGCUCUUAUCACUUUCGCUGGAAUGAUCCCAUAUAGGAUGUCUGGGGACACAAACGCUCGACUUGUACAGAUGGAAGUUCUAAUGAACUGAUACAGACAUAAUUGCCAUUAAUGUAUCACCUGCACCUAUCUCAGUGCUCUUCAUUGUAAUAUUCCAAAUACAACCUUCUUUUUUUUGA